Acyrthosiphon pisum (pea aphid) is the source of this 765-nucleotide messenger RNA. RefSeq lists its product as uncharacterized. The coding region runs from base 98 to 571 and encodes 157 amino acids. The transcript is spliced from 4 exons. The record is from RefSeq and is a predicted model, not a curated record. Lineage: Eukaryota; Metazoa; Arthropoda; Insecta; Hemiptera; Aphididae.
CGUUUGGUCUUGAUUGAUCAGUGCACGAAUUUUUUUGCUGAAUAACUAUUAUUAUUACAAUAUUAUAUCGUCGCCGUAAUCGAAAAACGCCAUCACAAUGAACGGAAAAAUUGUCUUGUGUUUCGCGGUCGUCUUCAUUGGACAGGCCAUGUCAGCCGCAACCGGUACUACACCUGGAGUCGAAGACAUUAAAAAAGUUGCCGAACAAAUGUCACAAACUUUUAUGUCUGUUGCCAAUCACUUAGUGGGACUUACCCCUUACUCUGCCGAUGCCCAAAAAUCCAUUGAAAAAUUUAGAGCUAUAAUGACUAAAGGAUUCACAGAUAUUGAAACCGAAGCUAAUAAAAUGAAGGAUAUCGUUCGCAAAAACGCUGACCCGAAAUUGGUUGAAAAAUACGAUGAAUUAGAAAAAGAGUUGAAAAAACAUCUUAGUACUGCCAAAGACAUGUUCGAAGAUAAAGUCGUCAAACCCAAGGUAGAAUUAAAUAAAAUCACCGAAAACGUUAUCAAAACUACCAAGGAUAUGGAAGCUACCAUGAACCAGGCCAUCGACGGAUUUAAGAAGCAGUGAUUGUUUUAAAAUGACGUGUGACUAAUCCAAACAACAAUUUUUAUAUUUUUUUUAAUUAAAUUAUUUUCUUUAUAAAAUUUUUUUUUAUUCCUGUUUUUUGUUUUUUCAAUAAAAUAUAUACCCGAGUUAAUAUUUUUCAAAUUAUAUGUUAUUAAUUAUUUUAUAAUUGUAACUUAUUCUGAUAUGGUCGAUUA